Messenger RNA from Bombina bombina (fire-bellied toad), 10645 nucleotides. It is a transcript of the gene SLC7A2, whose product is annotated as solute carrier family 7 member 2. The record is from RefSeq and is a predicted model, not a curated record. The coding region runs from base 164 to 2137 and encodes 657 amino acids. Gene Ontology annotation, molecular function: amino acid transmembrane transporter activity. Gene Ontology annotation, biological process: amino acid transport; transmembrane transport. Gene Ontology annotation, cellular component: plasma membrane. The transcript has 12 exons. NCBI's taxonomy places the organism in Eukaryota, Metazoa, Chordata, Amphibia, Anura, Bombinatoridae.
UCCUCUUCACGCUAGCUGUCAGCAAGAACUUCACGACUCUGUGCCCCAUGCAGACCCCAUAACUUUGUAACCCAGUGUGCCUGCUGCUGCUGCGGCUGCUACAAGACAGUGAGACUUCCGCUCCAGUCUGUACUGCACCCAUAGAUAUAUAGAAAGCAUCACAAUGGUUCCGUGCGGGCCAGCUUUGUCAUUUGUCCGAUGUUUGCUUAGAAGAAAAAUUGUGACUCUGGACAGUCUUGAAGACUCAAAAUUAUGUCGCUGCCUUUCAACAGUCGAUCUUAUUGCAUUAGGAGUAGGGAGCACUCUUGGUGCUGGAGUCUAUGUCUUGGCUGGAGAAGUGGCCAAAGCAAAUUCUGGACCUAGUAUUGUCCUUUCCUUCCUCAUUGCAGCUUUAGCCUCUGUGAUGGCUGGUCUCUGCUAUGCUGAAUUUGGAGCCCGUGUACCAAAGACAGGAUCUGCUUACUUGUAUACAUAUGUCACAGUCGGUGAGCUUUGGGCCUUUAUCACUGGCUGGAACCUCAUUUUAUCCUAUGUAAUAGGCACAUCAAGUGUGGCAAGAGCAUGGAGCGGUACAUUUGAUGAACUACUUGGAAAACAAAUUGGCCAUUUUUUUCGAACCUAUUUUAGGAUGAAUUCCACUGGCCUUGCUGAGUAUCCGGACUUUUUUGCAGUUUGUCUUAUUUUGCUACUGUCAGGUCUUCUGUCAUUUGGCGUUAAAGAAUCUGCCUGGGUAAACAAGGUAUUUACAGCAGUAAAUGUUCUGGUGCUCCUGUUUGUGAUGAUUGCCGGAUUUGUCAAGGGAGAUCUGCAAAACUGGAAGAUAACAGAAUCCUUUCUUCAAAACAUCUCCGCCCCAGCAGAUAAUCAUGUCUCUUAUGAUAACGUGACAAGUUUGUACGGCGUUGGAGGUUUUAUGCCAUAUGGACUGACAGGGAUGCUGGCAGGAGCAGCAACCUGCUUUUACGCCUUUGUAGGAUUUGAUUGCAUUGCUACAACCGGUGAAGAAGUCCGAAACCCACAAAAAGCAAUACCCAUCGGCAUAGUCACCUCACUGUUAGUGUGCUUUAUGGCCUACUUUGGGGUUUCAGCAGCUUUGACUCUGAUGAUGCCCUAUUAUUUGUUAGAUGAGAAAAGUCCUCUUCCUGUAGCAUUUGAAUAUGUUGGUUGGGGCCCUGCAAAAUAUGUGGUAGCCGUUGGCUCUCUCUGUGCUCUUUCUACCAGCCUGCUGGGCUCUAUGUUCCCUCUUCCCCGAAUUCUGUUUGCCAUGGCACGAGACGGUUUACUCUUUAGAUUUCUUUCCACCGUGAGUCGGCGGCAGUCACCAGUUGCUGCCACCUUGACAGCUGGGGUGAUUUCUGCUAUAAUGGCAUUUCUUUUUGAUCUAAAAGCCCUUGUUGACAUGAUGUCUAUUGGUACACUUCUUGCUUACUCCCUUGUGGCGGCCUGUGUUCUCAUCCUCAGGUACCAACCUGGUGUAGGUUAUGAAAAGCCCAAAUGUGAUACUGAAAAAGAAAUGUUGUCGGCAUCUGAGAGAGAGUCAAUGAUGAACGAGUCUCAGAUUAUUAUCCUGCAAGAACAACGUUUCAGUUUCCACAGUUUAAUAAACACUCCAAGCAUACCAACUGAUCAGUCUGCUUUUAUCGUGAGCUCCCUUGUUGGAAUUCUGGCUAUUCUUAUAUGUGCACUGAGCAUCCUCACAACAUACGGAGUGCAGGCCAUAGCGAAUUUGGAAGUGUGGAGUAUUAUUCUUCUUAUUCUGUUUAUUUUACUCAUCGUUCUAAUUGUGCUUGUUAUAUGGAGACAGCCACAGAACCCGCAUAAAGUAUCUUUUAUGGUUCCAUGUCUUCCAUGUCUUCCAGUUUUUAGUGUCUUGGUAAAUGUUUACUUGAUGGUUCAGUUAAGCGGAGACACCUGGAUAAGAUUUAGUGCCUGGAUGGCAUUAGGUUUCGUUAUUUACUUUGCAUAUGGCAUUAGACACAGUCUUGAAGGCAAACCCAAGAAAAAUGAAGCGGAAGAGGACGAUGCAGACUCAGAAAACAGUGGUAUAGAGGACAAAAGUAUAGCAAAAGAAAACGAGGAGGAAAAUGCGAAAGAAAGUGAUCACUUUAUUUUGCACGAAAGGACAAGUGAAUGCUAGUUGGCAUUAUCAGAAAAUAUUUAAGAUACUGUUUGAAGCAGAAAACUGUACCUGCAAUUGGUUAAAGUUGCCUUAUGUUUGAUGUUAAAACUGCUGCCAGAAAAAGAGCGAACAGUUCUAGGGCACGAUAAGACGGCUCUGUUCUGUGGAUCUAUUUGUUUUCCACACAAAAAAAGGUCAUGUCUAUUUACCAUGAGAGACAUGAGGUCUUGCUGCUAACUAGUUUGAAUAUGUUGUAUUUCAAGCUUACCCUGUGUCUUUUUCUUUGGCACUGCAACAUGAUUCAAGUACUUGUACUGAAAUAUGUAAUUCCCUCAAUUCAUAAAUAACUAUUUUUUUUAAUGGUAUGAACUAAAAUGUGAAAUUCAAAAUGUCACAGGGAAGAUGCCCACAUUGUCUGGUUACAAUGUUUCAUGGCCACAAUUUCAUACAAAGUAUUGAAGCUUAUUUUGGCCUUAAUCGUCCUGUAUUUGUGGUGUAAUUUCCCCCCAAAAUAGAUAAAUUGUGUAUGUGUGUGUGUAUGUAUAUAUAUAUAUAUAUAUAUAUAUAUAUAUACACACACAUAUACAGUAUAUAUAGUGAUUCUGCAGUUCAGUAUAAAUCUGAGAAUUGUGUUCUACUUAUCCAACAGCAGAGGAGCAAGCAAGUUUAUUACACCAAAUAUAUACCUCUACCACCCUUUCAUAACAGCAUUUUAACCAUGUAAUACUGUUUAUAAAUCAUAAUAUUCUAUGUGUACUUAAUAUAACAUUUUAAAACACUAAUCUAUUCAGAACUUGGGAGACACAGAACAGGAAAAACUCAGGGUACAUCCAUACAUAUCAAAUGUGCCAAAUAAUUCUAUACACCAGCUGUGUCUUACACUUAUGGUUGGUCAUGUUCACAUAGUAUUGUUUAUAUUGGCCUUUAAUAUAGACCAUUUUAUUUAGAAAACAUUUGGAAGUUUUUUUCAUAGUAUUUUAUCUUUGUAUUAUGUAUAAUAAUCUCUUUAACUGCUUGAAAGGCCUGUAAAAUAUUGCUGUCCCAAACCAAAGCAUUGCUGGCCAUGAAGCUUACAAGCAGUAUGUAUAACUAGUCUAACACUGUUACGAUAUUAGGCUAAGGCACUAAUUAAUAUAUGUUGUAUUUUAUUGAUCUACAAGCUACCUUGUAGUUUUUAAAACUUAGCUUAGCUUUUUGUUGCAAUACGAUUGGUGGAUCAUUCUUUGUAUUUGCAUAAGAUUAAAUGUUAAAUAUUUAAAUUUUAUAAAUGGGUAAUUUACAGCAAUAUAAAAAGUUCAGUUUAGCAGAGAGAAAUAUGUAGGGAGAAAAACAAUAGAUAUAAACCCUUUGUUAUUAAAGAAUAUUUAAAUAUUGUUGAAUGCAAAAAUCAGAAAUACGUUUUCCCUUUGACACCUGUCAAAAGGAUGUUUGUGUACAUAUAUUAACCAUCCAAAAGGAUAAAUUUACUUAUAUUUUUGAGACUUUUCUAGGCUGCUAAACAUCUCCAAUGUUUUAUACUACUAUUCUGAAAAGGAUUAUAUAGGGAUUGGGGAGUUUUGUUUCAUGAGAACCCUCUUAGUAGCUAAUUAAUUUAGAUCUAUAACUGGUUUCUAUCUAUUAAGUGAAAUUUCUGUUCCCUGAUAUAUGUUUAUUUGUAGUUAGGGUUGUCAGGUGUCCAGUAUUUCAGCUGUCUGUACUGUAAUUUAUAUGUAAAAAUACUGGACAUUUAAAGGACCAUUAAAUACAGUAGAUUUUUUAUGACAAAUUUAAAAAUAUUGUUUAAUUUGCUGCCCCCUGUAUUAUGUGACAGCCAUCACAGACUAAAAAACGUAUACACUGUGAACUCUUACACAUGCCCAGUAGUAGCUAGACCUUCAGAAAGUGUACAUAAAAAAGACUGUUCAGAAUUUGUGUAUGUAUAUAUGUGUGUGUGUAUGUGUAUAUUAUAUAUAUAUAUAUAUAUAUAUAUAUAUAUAUAUAUAUAUAUAUAUAUAAUGUUUAAUUUGUAGGUGUAUGCACUCUCACCAUCUGUCAACAACUGCCAGGGUGCUAUAAGGAUAUGUCCAUAUUUUCAAAAAUAGAAUAAGCACUGAAGUCCAGUGAGUGCUUAUUCUAUUUUUGAGAAUUUUUUUUUUUUAUUUAUAUAUAUAUAUAUAUAUAUAUAUAUAUAUAUAUAUAAUUGGACGUUUCGGCUUGUCAAAUUAAGCCUUUUACAAGACCAUGUUAUCUUAAUCAGAUUAAAGCUGUUAGGUGCUCUAUGCCGCCAUUCAUGAGCUCCGUCAGAUUUCAUCUGAUUAAGAUAACAUGGUCUUAAAAAGGGCUUAAUUGACAAGCCGAAACGUCAAAUUUACUUUGUGGAUGCAAUGUGUAUUCUAAUCUGUUAAAUAAUAUUUUGUGAAAAACAAAUCCUGUGAGUGCCCUCAUAUUUUGGAAAAAUUUGUGAAUACUGGAGAGGAGACACCAAGGCUCAGAAAAAGUGAUACAGCUGGGAGUGAAUGCAUGGAGACUGUGUAUAUAUGUGUAUAUAUGUAUGUAUAUAUAUAUAUAUAUAUAUAUAUAUAAAAAAUAGUAUGGUCCUGAAGAUGCACAAUCUGCCUGUUGAAUUUUUAUAUGAGCAAUGAAAAUUACUCAGAAGAAAAGUUUGACCAUCUUUAAUAUGUAAAUGUGCCCAUAGCUGAGGAACUUGCUUACAUGGCAACUUUGAAACCCAUGACAGUUUUUGCCAUCGGUUUCUAAAUGUUUAUAUUACCUGGAUUAAAUAGAAUCUGAUGUGUAAGAUAAUCUAUACUACAAAUUGCCAGGAAGCAUGACUAUUACUGCUUACAGAGAGUUAAAACCAUGAAGUAAUCAACUCAAGGAGUUAGUAAAGGUUUUUUAAAACUAAUAUAUCUCCCCAAGCCACCGCCCCUAACAUUUAAGGCAUUUUUUGAAGAUUUAUUCAAAAAUGCCCUAUCUAUUUUUAGGCAUGAUUUUGACUUGUGUAUUUAUCUGAAAUAGUUGAAAAAUACUAAAUUAGUAUGACUGAAACCUUCAUAUGAAACUAUAAGAUGAAAUUGGUGUUGAUUUCCUAGGAUUUAAAAGAUAUCCUGUACCUGUUGAGAUGGUCCACUUAAGAUGUUAAUCAUUGAUUGGCCACCUGUGCCAAAUUAGAGAAGGUUUCAGGUUCCUGCCAUGUUACCAGCAAGAUCUAAGUUUACUCUAAAUACAUUGAUAAAAAAUACUGUGAAUAUAAAUUAUAUAAAGCCAAUAUUACGCAAAAUGUAUAACUAAAUCCCAUUGUUUGGUUUGAGCAAUUUGGGAUUUGUUUCACAUAUGUAAGGCACCUUGUUUAAGAGACUGAUUUAAGAGCCUGGUAUAAUUAUACCCUUUUGUUUUUGCACAUGCUAGUUUUAUUUCAUGUGCCCCUAAUGCAUUUUCUUUGAGUUGUUUUAUUUAUAAACAUGGUUAUCCUCAAGCUACAAUAGAAUCAUUUGAGAGACGCUUCAUAAUUUAAAGGGACACUAUACCCAAAAAUUUUCUUUCGUGAUUCACAUUAAGCAUGAAAUUUUAAGCAACUUUCUAAUUUACUCCUAUUAUCAAAUUUUCUUCAUUCUCUUGGUAUCUUUAUUUGAAAUGCAAGAAUGUAAGUUUAGAUGCCGGCCCAUUUUUGGUGAACAACCUGGGUUGUCCUUGCUGAUUGGUGGAUAAAUUCAUCCACCAAUAAAAAAGUGCUGUCCAGAGUACUGAAACCAAAAAAAAGCUUAGAUGCCUUCUUUUUCAAAUAAUGAUAGCAAGAGAACGUAGAAAAAUUGAUAAUAGGAGUAAAUUAGAAAGUUGAUUAAAAUUGCAUGCUCUUUCUGAAUUACAAAAGAAAAAAUUUGGGUACAGUGUCCCUUUAAGAACAUUUAGUGUAUUAUUUGAAGAAUAUGGUGCAUCAAAAACAAUAUAUGGAUUGUAUAAAUAGUUGUUUAAAAUAAACACAUACACUAAAUAAAUAUUCUUAAAUUAUGAAGCAUCUCUCGAAAUAUGCUAUUGUAGCUCGAGAAUAACCAUGUUUGUAAAUAAAAUAACCCAAAGAAAAUGCAUUAGGGACAAUUUUUUUAAAAUCUAAAUAUAGUCAAAAUGGAGAUGAGUUUUAAUUGAGUUAACAAUUUCUUCCUUUUAAAAAAAUUUUUUUCUCAAAACUUACACCAAAAAUGGACCAAAUUCGAAGGAAGUUAACAACUUUUGAUGGUCUCUGAUGACGAGUCACUCAACUGCCCGGUUUAUAUUUUUACACAAAUACGUUAUAUUGAAUUUGGCGAUUCAUUUAUUAUUCUAUUUUAUGUACCAAAUUGCUUUUCUGGAAUCUAAAUUAUUUACCUGUUACAAAUAUAGCAAUGGGAUAUCAAUGUUUUGUAUUAUUUAAAAAAGUAAUAAUAUCUUUAAUAUUAUUAGCUGCUUUGAUUUUAAAAAUUGUAUCUGUAACAAGAAAUAGGUUCUUUAGGUUUUAAAAUUCUUAGCACUAUUAAAAUGCCAAAAUAAUUAAACUGAACUUUGUUAUUAAGCACAAAGUUUUUAGGACAUUUAAUUUUACAGAACUAGAAUUUUCUGUAAAAAUGUCUAAUGCAUCCAGUGUGCUUGAUUACAGUGCUGGCACUUGUUUAGCUGAAUCACAUGACUCGUAUAGCAAUGUAUUAAGACGAUCAGUGUGUGUGUGUGGCAACUUCAUUGUUAAUGAUUUUUUUUCUUCAUAAAUGGAAAGAGUCCACAGCUGCAUUCAUUACUUUUGUGAAUUCGGAACCUGGCUGCCAGGAGGAGACAAAGACACCCCAGCCAAAGGCUUAAAUACUCCUCCCACUCCCCUCAUCCCCCAGUCAUUCUUUGCCUUCAUUCCAGGAGGUUGGCAGAGAAGUGUCAGAAGUUUUCGAUAGUCUCUUAUGGAGGGUAGUACUCUUCGGCAUGGGACUAGAGUUUUAAGUAGUUCUGUCAGCCUCUCAGUGAGAGCAUGGGUGAAAGUUAGAGUCCGGAGAUGCAGGGAGAGUCUUUCUGCGAAACCAAUCCUACUAAUAUUAACAGCUCCACAAGCAAUCAGACGAGUAAUCUUAAUAUCUCCUGAGGGGGGUUAUUGAACAGGGGACAAAGACAAAGACACCCCAGCCAAAGGCUUAAAUACUCCUCCCACUCCCCUCAUCCCCCAGUCAUUCUUUGCCUUCAUUCCAGGAGGUUGGCAGAGAAGUGUCAGAAGUUUUCGAUAGUCUCUUAUGGAGGGUAGUACUCUUCGGCAUGGGACUAGAGUUUUAAGUAGUUCUGUCAGCCUCUCAGUGAGAGCAUGGGUGAAAGUUAGAGUCCGGAGAUGCAGGGAGAGUCUUUCUGCGAAACCAAUCCUACUAAUAUUAACAGCUCCACAAGCAAUCAGACGAGUAAUCUUAAUAUCUCCUGAGGGGGGUUAUUGAACAGGGGGGUUUAUAAUCAUGUUUAUGUGAUUCUGUCGGCUACUGUGUAGUGUUGCUUCGGCUCUUGGCUAUUUUGGAACAUAACGGCCUAUAUCUAGUGACGCGGCCUUUACGGUCGGGCGCGCUUUUGCAUGGACUGCACGGUUUACCUUGUGACUCCAUUUCCGCAUUCCUGACCAUGUGGCAAUGGAGAAAUCCUGGUCCGCUGGUGUCUGGUUCUCUGGAGGUGGUGAGUGCCCCAGCCAUUGGUGGUGUAAGGGGCCGUUUAGAUUUUUCUUAUUGGUCCAUUUUUUAUUCAGUGUCCCAGUUAUGGAGGAUUCUGAUUUUUCUACUCUUGUAUCGCCAUCAAGAUUCUGGAAGAGGUUUGCAGACUCCAGUCUCACGCAAUCUAUAUUUGUUCGUUCAAGCUACACAAGUAGUACUUUGUUUGGCAUACGUCUUAUAUGAGACUUAUCAUGGACACUGGCACUUACUGGUACUCACGUAUAUAGUUAAUACUCUAUUCAUGUCAUAUUUUUUAUGAAUAUAUGUCAUUGAUAUAUAUGUUUGUUAUUAGUGCUGACUUUACUACAACAGCAUACAUUUAUAUAUAUUUGACAGAUCACUGUAUUAUUUAACAGAGUAUAUUUAUAUAUAGGUUUUUGCACAUAGUUGUGUAUUUUCUGCACACUUAUCAUUGGUGUUGACACCAGUUCACAUUUUCACAAUAUACUAUUUCACGUCUGUUGACAGACAGAUUUGCAUAUAACAGGCGCAUCUAACUUUCACUAAUAUUUUGGAGGAGUAUUUAAGCCUUUGGCUGGGGUGUCUUUGUGUCCUCCUGGUGGCCAGGUUCUGAAUUCCCAAAAGUAAUGAAUGCAGCUUUGGACUCUCUUUCCAUGAAGAAAAGAAAAUUAUUAGGUAAGCAUAAUUUAUGUUUUUUAUAUAUUAAUUAACACUGACUAAAUGGACUAUGACUGAGCUUGACAAAUACCCCAAGACAGAUAAUCUCCUAGACCCAUAGGAUUUUAUUUCCGGCUUCUAACGUUCUGUAUUAUUAUACAUGUGUAUGGCAAGAUCAUAGCUUGAAAUGUAUUUUUUAACACCAAACUAUGUGAUUAAUUAUUAGUAGUACAAUAAAUUAUUUCUUAAGUGGUAUACCAGGAUAUCUUAUUUAUAGAAUCAAAGGUAAAUAGUAAAGUAGAUGAAACCAAAACUAGCUCAUACGUACAAAACCGUUUGGAGCAUGAUAGCCUUCUUCCUGGAACAAAUAUCAAGAAGCCCCUUUGAGAAUCACAAUAUCAUAAAUUAGCUGAAGCAUUGUACUUUAGCCUUCGCAAGUUAUUCAGUUAGUUUUUGGGCUUCAGAAAAGGUUAGUGUAUUUUAGCAGUUCCAAUGCUUUGCAAGUGUUUUUGAAAACUAGGUUAUUAUGUAGGUUUUGCAUUGAGAGAAUGCCACAACCUCUAUCAAACAAUAUUUUUUUCAAUAUUUCGACUUCUAAUAAAUGUUAAAAUUGUGGUUCAUGCUCUAUUUAUGUUAACAAAUUUCAUCAUGUUUAUAGAAUUAAACAUCAAAAUUGAAUAAAAUACAGAAAAUAUAGUUGGAGAACAACACAAAAUUAUAGGAAAUUGUUUUAAUAGACCACCAUUGUCGAUUCUAAAUUAGCUGCUAUGUGUUAGCUGCUGAACUUCUGUUGGAUUGGAAUACCAUAGAGAACACAAAAAAACAUCCAAGUUGAAUACUUUUUUCAUAGUAAGUGUAAUAUCUAUAAAUGCAUUUUUAAUCCAUUGUGUGACAUUGCAACCUCUUUUUACAACAAUUCUGAAAGUCACAGAAUAGAUUCGCAGCAAAUAUGAAUUAAAGGGGGGAAAUAUUCUAUUCAGUAACUAUUUGUCAGUUUAUUUGUUUUUACCUAACAGACUUAAUAUUACCAAAGUGUAAAUUAUUUUGAUGGGGAAAUUGUUUAAAUAUUGGUCGAAAAUCUUAGUUUUUCCCAAAAUAUCUACAAUUUCUCACCAUUUUAGGCAUACUGCUCAUCAUGCUUUGUUCAAUCAAACCGCCAAAAAAAAAUGUGCAGUUUAAAUGAGAGGAAGUGCUUUAAAAAUUGAGCCAUAUUGUGUACUUACAUUUAACCAAUUCUAAGUUAAGGGGGCUGGUUUAUGCUUUCUAAAUAUUAAUAUGAAAUGCUUAAAAACUAUUUGUAUUAAUUAAAGAAAUAUAUGUAUUAGGUGAUGUAUUACUGCUUACCCAUGUGAUUUUUAUAUAUUGCUCUUUUGUAAAAAUUCUUUGCUAGAUUGUUAGCUAAACUGUAUGUCCCUCUAUUACAACCUUUUUGUCUGUAUUUGUUGCCACGUUCUAUACUAUGGUCAGUGCCGGCUCAAGAGAUUGUACUACCUGGGUUCAAGAAUGAAAUAAUCCCCCCAGCUGUCAACUACAGUCUAAACAAAACCAUAGUCAUUUGUCUCAAAAUUCAAGGUUUAGUAGAUUUAAGUUUCACAUGAAAGUCUGCUGAUUAGAGUAACUUUUCUUAAAAACAGUAUUAGCCAGCAUAUGUGUCCGGACCAUGUGUUAAAUGCCACCUGGGUCGCAUGGUCCAAUUAUAGAGCCAGCCCUGACUAUAGUAGUAAAAUGUGUUCUCUGUAUACCUAUUGUUUUUAUUAACAGAUAUUAAGAUGAUAUUAUUCUACAGACAUUUGCAGUUUUAUGUAUGGUGUUUUUAUUUGCCCACUGUAUGUAUUUGUAUAUAGUGCAGAUGCACCUAGAGAAGGUUUAAAGUUUAACGUCAAACAAAAAAAGCUUAUUUUCGCUUAACAGGGUCUGUCAUGAAAAAGUAUCUUACAUUUUGCAUAUGAAAAGUAAGACAGCACAUUUGUUGAUCUUUGUGUUUUUACAAAUAACACAUUAGCUUUGUCCUUGUAAGAUACCCAAAGUAAUUAUGUGAAUUACACAGUAUUGCCUUUACAUCUUAAAUAUAAAUUUGUAUUCUUGACGUAAUCUGUAUGUGACAUAGUUUACUUAUGUUGAGCACAUAUGAAUCAUGACACAUGUUUUUUCUUAAUGUAAUAUAUGCUCUGUAGAAUUGUAAUGUAUCCUUUCUGUAUUUUUUUACAAUAUAUAAAAAAUGACAAAAGUC